Molecule: messenger RNA, 288 nt
Organism: Microthlaspi erraticum
Lineage: Eukaryota; Viridiplantae; Streptophyta; Magnoliopsida; Brassicales; Brassicaceae
Source: the annotation of a GenBank genome assembly
AUGCCGUUGGAAGUAUGCAAUUUGGAUAAGCCGUUUAGGAGAUAUCACGUUUGUACUGAAGACUGGUCCACAGCCGGCCGAACGCACUCGGCCGGACAGGAAGGGAAUUGGCUUCGCUCGGCCUUCACCAGGACCGAUCCGGCCGCACGACCGCACCGUCCGACCCGGGAGGCAAUGGACCACGAUCGACCGAGAUCAUCACAUCACGGCCGACCCCGACGGCCGACCACAUGCCUUGCACGGUCGACCCGAUGUCCGCGAACAAGAAGCCCACUUAUGCAGUUUUGA